AUGAAUUUCGAAACGCAUGAACAACAAAUUCAAACAAUUUUAUUCACGUCGACGCGUUUAACGAAUUCAGUUUCAUCAACAUUCGUCUCCGUUUGGAUUAUUCUACAUUUUCUAUCUGAAAUACGACAUCUGCAAACAGCUCCACAACUGGUUCAAGGACAAAAAAUAGCUAAGAAGUGGACUCAAAUAAGUAGUCGAGGUGUAUCUUUAAGUUGUAUAUUACUCUCAUUAACAUUUGAAAUAGCAGCAGAUUGGAGCACAGUUAUUGGUGAACCAACAGAUAACAAUAACACCUUCACAUCAACAUUAUGGACACUUUCUUUAGCAUUAAAAUCUUCAGCAAUCUUUACCACUUUAUCAUGGCACUACACUCUCACCACUUCCCUUUCCAAAGAGCCAAUAAUUUCGCGGAGAGAAUAUCAAUUUUAUGGAUAUUUCAAUGGAUUUAGUUUUCUUGCUGCUUACCCAAUAAUCGAGUUUUUAUGCGUGUUGCGUGCCGAAACGAUAUGUGACGCGAUGAUUGCAGCGCAGCUGUUUUAUGUUUCGCAGAUGAUUAUUGCGACUUUUUUUUUCUGCAAGUUAAAUCGGCAAAUGAAGGUUGUGUUGACCGAGGGACUGUUGGUUGGUAGAAAGGCCAUUCGCGAAAUGCGACGAUUUCGAAUGCGAAAUUGGUACUUAAUAAGUUUUUUGUCACUGGAAAUCAUAGGACUAUUGACUAGUAAUAUUGAUCAAUUAUACGGAAAAACAAUUUCCACGAAGUCUAUCGCGUUAUCGACAAUUAUCCAUUCAAUUAUAAAUCUCAGCUCGAAUUUGGCCUUUGUAGCUGCCACAUUAAUUCUUUAUCCGCCACAUGACUACACACCACUACUUGUAUUACCAACUCCAACAAACAUAACAAUACACGAAAAACGAGAAUCACAAGGAUAUUUCUCACCAAACCCCAUAACUAUGUCAACCAGAUGCAAUUGGCACUUUAAUCGAUUCAAUGGCAGCAGCAACAACAAUAAUAAUUUCAAUAGCAAUAAUGAUUCUCGCAUUUCGAUGUUCUCUAUAAACGCAAAACAAAUUCGACCAGUGGUGGUUCCGGAAGAAUAUGAUGGCGACGACAUAUUAUCGGAUGAAGAAUUUUGUGUGGGGAGCGAAGGGUCUGAGCAUAGACUAUAUGGAAACAAUAAUGGCGAUGAUUUGAAGCAACCGGAAGCAGCAUUAGUGAUGACGCUGAACCGAGAAAGAAACGAGUUUUCUUCGUCGGGGAUUACAUUAUAA
Ambispora leptoticha is the source of this 1266-nucleotide messenger RNA. The record is from the annotation of a GenBank genome assembly. NCBI's taxonomy places the organism in Eukaryota, Fungi, Glomeromycota, Glomeromycetes, Archaeosporales, Ambisporaceae.